CCCCGGGGUUAUGCUACCCGGCCCGAUUGCAUGGAACACUUUUCAGGCUGCGGCCAAGACCAUGGCUUGAACUGAUCACCAGGACGAAAUCAAUUCGGAUUUGUCUCGCUGGCAGUAUAAGACGAGAUUGAAACCUCCUACCCGGCCACGAGACCGUCGUAUUGUUCUUUCUUUAUAUCAAUUCACUCCGCCUUCUCUUUCUUCGGCGGUUCUAUCUUACAUCACUAUACUCUCCACCCAAUGGCCCGCAUCAAGAAAGGAGUGUUCUCAUGGGAGGAUGUGCUGGCCCAACGAUACCAGAACAAUAAACCUCCUCCUCUACCCCGUCCCCGCCACCAUUCCCCUCAUACCCCACAAGCCCAAGCCCAAGCCCAACUUCAAUGCGCACUCCUCACCCGCCUCUCCCCCGAACUCCGCCUAAUCAUCUGGGAAAUGGCCCUGGGCAGCCAACGGCUACACAUCAUCCAACGCAGCGGCCAGCGUCUCGGCCAUGUCAUUUGCCCACUGGGACAUGGCCAUGAUGCUGGGCUUGGAGCGGACUCCGGAUCUCGGCCGAGGCUAGACUCUUAUAAUCAGACUGGCCGAGGCACGGGGCAUCCAUUCUGUGAGAUCUGUCAUGGUGCGGGGAUCGCGCAGCCCGUCAAAGAGGGUGAUUCGUGGGGUGUUGGGUGCGCUCAACGUAACGGGUUGCUUGGAUUGGCGUUGACGUGUCGGCAAAUAUUCGCCGAGUGUAUUCACCUCCUCUACGCUACGAAUACCUUUGAAUUUAGUAUUCCCUGGUCACUGCCAUACUUACAGCCAACAAUUCCACCGGAAUACUGGGGAUUGAUUCGAGCUGUGGAACUGCGCUGGUCGUUCCGAGGACAUUGGUUACCGACCAAAGAUCCCGUGCGUGCGAUAUACGUCUCCGCUGGCCGGGCUCAGUGGCUAGAGACAUGUCGCUCUUUGAAGCAAUUGCCAGCGCUGAGGUCAUUCGUCCUCAUACUGGGGAGUAGCUGGUUCAGCGAGCCGGUGGAAAAGCUAUCCAUGUUUCUAGAGCCGUUAUGCGGGUUAAAUCUUACUCAGGGAAAGAGGAGAACUGAGCGAUUGCGACAUAAGAUAGAAGUGGGCGAGGAUCCGCUGGAAUGGAAGAGAGGAAAUGGGAGUAGUACUAGUUUAGAUGAAGCGAUGAGUUCGAGUGCAUCGAGGGUGAGUUUCGUGUCGGGUUCUAGCUCGUCGCGAUUGGCGAGGAGUUCGGCUUCGAGUCUUCGGUCUGAGGGAUCGGCGUGUUCUUGCUUUGAUUCUGGAUUGGCACUGUCCAUGGAUAUCAAGGACGAUCAUGAUCGGGAUGUCGAUUCUGGUUUGGCUUUGUGGGAGCUUCGACUGCAGGGUCAGUCGUACUAUUCUCAUGAGGUGGGCCAGAUUGGGGAUGAUCUGUGGCGGAAAGGGAUUGAUUGUUGGAUCUCGAUGGUGUGAGAUGAUCUUCAUGAAUUGUAGACUAUCUUUCAUGGGUAGCCCGAUUGCCCUGUGUUCUUGUCCCGCCGUCUGGUAUCCAGGAUACCUAUGCGUAUCGCGAUGCAUCUUUCACGUCAUAUGACUAACAGAAAAGGAGGUGAGGUUGCAUCAUCAGCAUGACCUUUCUAUAAUACCCGCUCAUAUACUAUACUAUACUGUUGUAUAUUG
Molecule: messenger RNA, 1662 nt
Organism: Penicillium brasilianum
Lineage: Eukaryota; Fungi; Ascomycota; Eurotiomycetes; Eurotiales; Aspergillaceae
Source: the annotation of a GenBank genome assembly